Molecule: messenger RNA, 617 nt
Organism: Kickxella alabastrina
Lineage: Eukaryota; Fungi; Kickxellomycota; Kickxellomycetes; Kickxellales; Kickxellaceae
Product: mitochondrial ribosomal subunit S27-domain-containing protein
Exons: 1
Coding region: 55-396 (113 amino acids)
Cellular component (GO): mitochondrion
Source: RefSeq, a predicted model, not a curated record
UUCUGCUCCAAUCGACUAUUACUAAUUUUCAAAUUCUAUUUUAUAUUUUGCACAAUGAUGAAGGGCGGUUUGGCGCAAGUGGCGCGCUCACUCAAAGUCACUGAAAUCUCGUCAAAGAUUUUUGGCAACUCAUUCAACCCGACAGGCGCGCGCACAGGAAACUACAUUCUCAGACAAAACUUUCGCGGCGAGCACAUGGUUCGGUACUACCCGUCACAGCUGGAGCGCGAUUUGAUUAAGGUGCCCCGUCUCAGCAGACUGGUUGGAGAAAAGAUGUAUGAUCCUGAGGAGAUUGAUCGCCUCAACGUCAAUGAUAAGCGGAAGGCUCGCGGAAAGGGCGCCCCCAAGAAGGGUGAAGGCAAGCGUGCUACUCUGGCCAAGAAGAAGAAGAAGUGAUCCAUUGCUAGGGCGCGUUAUGUAUUUAGACAUAGCUUUGUUGAUGUAUUCUGGAAACAAGACAAUUGAUAAAUUUAUUUAGGGAACUAUCCGAGAACAAGUUUAAAGCAAUAUCAAUGCGGCUCUGAGUCAUACCGAAAUACCCAUAUACUCUUAAAGUCACGUUAACAAUGACAAACACGUUUUAGGGGGGCUUUUUCAAAAAUUAUUUUUUGCACAGA